GUGGAGUUAACCAAUGGCCUGAGAGUUUGGAAAAUUUUGCAGGGUAGCUUGACUGUAUGGCUUAGCAGACCUUGUGGCAUUUGGGCUGAGGCACACAUAACGUAACUGAAGGGACUCUCCACUCCAGCUGCUGACUCACUUCCCAGGACAAGAGAGAAAGUCAGUGUGAGAGAGAACGUAAAAGAGAAAGCGAUAGAAGAAAAUAAAGAAAGUAAGAGAAAGUUAAUUAGUUGACUAGUAGCUAAGUUUUUGAAGUCACUGUUUUUUUUUUUUUUGGUUCUACCACUACCAGGCAACCAUGGCGGAUUCUAGUGUGCAACUUGAAACUGCAGCCCUUUCAGACAUCUCCGAGGACGAGCAAGUGGAAGAUGAACAUGUGGAGAAGUCGGACUCCCAGGUCAACGGGGUGAUGGUCCUGACUCUUCUAGACAAGAUCAUCGGGGCGGUGGACCAGAUCCAGCAGACGCAGAACAGCCUGGAGCACAGGCAGCAGGAGAUGGAGAGCUCAGUGACGGGCAUCCAGAGCGAACUGACCAAGUUGACCAAGUCCCACACGACCACCAGCAACACAGUCAACAAGAUGCUGGAGAAGGUGCGCAAGGUGAGCAUCAACGUGAAGACCGUGAGGCAGAACCUGGAGAAGCAAGCAGGGCAGAUCAAGAGGCUGGAGACCAACGAGGCAGAGCUGCUCAAGAGACGCAACUUCAAAGUCAUGAUCUACCAGGAUGAAGUGAAGGUGCCCUCCAAGGUAAGUGUGUCCAAGUCCCUGAAAGAUCUGGAGAGGGUGGCGGAAGAGGGCGAGGAGGAGUCUCAGCGUGGCAAGGAUCACGAGCAUGGGGACGAGGAGCAGGAGCAGCUGCAGCUCUCCUCGGACGAGGAGGUGGAGAUCGAGGAGAUUAUCGAGGAGUCGCGGGCGGAGCGUAUCAAGCGCAGCGGCAUGAAGCGCGUGGACGACAUCAAGAAGGCCUUCUCCAAGGAGAAGAUGGAGAAAACCAAGCUGAAGACCAAGGAGAAGAUGGAGAAGACCAAGCUGAAGACCAAGGAGAACCUGGAGAAGACCAAGCACAACAUCGAGAAGAAGAUGAACAAGCUGGGCACCAGGAUGGUCAACACCGAGCGCAAGGAGAAGAUAAAGACCUCUAGGGAGAAGAUGAAGAAGUCCUUCACGCCAGACCACACGGUCUAUGCCAGGUCCAAGACCACCAUCUACAGGGUGCCACCCUUCACCUUUCACGUCAAGAAGAUCCGGGAUGGAGAAGUGGAGGAGGUGAUGAGCACUGAGAUGGUGGAGGUGGGAGAGGACGAGGGCGAGGAGACCACAGAGCUCCUGAUGGAAGAACACAACCCUGAGGUGCAGGCCUUGCUUGAGCUGGCGGAGGAAACAGAUGCCUUCAUGGCUGAAAAGAGAGAUCGAGAUAGAGACAGCGACUAGGAUGUGACACUGAGCAGAGGACUAUGAACUGCAAGACCUGAAAAAUAAUGGACAGAACCUGGGUUUUAAUAUUGUAACAGCUCGAAACCCAUCCUGACAUCCAAACAAUGUAAUGUUUAUUUAGUUUUUUAAGCUUCUGGUCAUGCCCUUAUCUGAGUUUUAGCACACAGUAAAAUAACAAGAGACACACAGUUCAAUAUAAAGUGAAUAUAUUCUGAACCAAAAAAAAUAAAUAAAAAAAAGUCAACUUUGUUGUGCUUUUAAGAGGGAACCUACCUGAAAGCAUUACCAGAGUUCUGAAGUGCCAAAACACACAACAUAAUGUUUAAUUUAUAUUUUAUUCUU
Molecule: messenger RNA, 1777 nt
Organism: Polyodon spathula (Mississippi paddlefish)
Lineage: Eukaryota; Metazoa; Chordata; Actinopteri; Acipenseriformes; Polyodontidae
Product: caveolae-associated protein 1-like
Exons: 2
Coding region: 299-1432 (377 amino acids)
Biological process (GO): termination of RNA polymerase I transcription; transcription initiation at RNA polymerase I promoter
Cellular component (GO): cytoplasm; caveola
Molecular function (GO): rRNA primary transcript binding
Source: RefSeq, a predicted model, not a curated record